AUGAGUACAUCUAGUUUUCUAAGUAAUGGUAAUAGGCAUCUGAUGCUAAGAAACUCAAACCCUCUUCCUCCUCCUCCUCCUCCAAUCAAAUUAUCUCAUGUUUUAUCUACCAUACCAAACUUUUCCUUUUUUGAUGAAUUGAUUAAUCUUCCACAACCGCUGACUUCAAAUCCAUCGGAAUCCUUCAAUCUACUGCAACGUGAUGUUUUCCAAAUUACAAAAGUAUUGGAAGAUAUUAAUCUUUAUUUGAAUGAUUUACUCAUGAUUUUUAAUAAUGUUGAGCAGGCGUCAAAAAAUGUUGUUGAUGUAUUGGAUUGGUAUUUUGAAGGGAAAUCCUUGUUACAAGACCUACUACGAAAUAUUGAAAAUAUUGAUUCCAUUAUAUCCCAAUUGUUAUUAGUGGUUGAAUCAUCUAAUAAUCAUGAAAGUAUUGGUAAUAAUCUUCUAGCAAUAUUUGAAGAAAUUAGUGAUUUAGUGUUGGAUGUGAAAAAAUCCCUGAUUAUGUUUAAAAAAUAUCUUGAUAUUUCUAUCAAUUAUCGGGAAAUAAUUGAUUCAGUUAUAAAAUCAUUGAGUAAUGAAAUUGAAGAUUGUAUAAAAUGUAUUUUGAAAUUAAAAGAAUUGAAAUUGGCUAGUCCUAAAAAUGUUUUACCUAAUUUUACUUUACAAUCAAUUAUUUCCAAAAUGAAAAUUAAUGAUUUAUCAAGUGGUACAUUUUCUUUUAAAUCAAUGAGACUACCUACAUUUAGUGAUUUGGAUGAAAAAUUAUAUAAUGAUUAUCUUGAAUUAGAAUCGAAAAUUGAUCCUUUAAGAACUUCUUUGAGUAUUGUUCCUUUACGAAUUGAUGAUUUUAAUACAAUGUGUGCCGGACAAUUUUUUGUAAAAUCUCGAGAAAACGUUUUGGAUGCUUAUGAAGUAUUAGUUCUGAAAUGGAAUAUGUUGUUGAAAGAGAAAAAUUCUUAUAAAAAGGAUAAUAUUAAUGUUAAAUGGAAUGAAAUAUUUGAAUAUUUGAUUGAAGAAAUUUUUAAAGAAUGUGGCCGAUUGAUUAGAGAAGUCGGGUCUAGUUCCAGUAAUGUCACUAUACCACCUGCUACUGGCGGUGGUGGUGGUACAACCAUAACCGAUGAAGUUGGUAACAAGUACAAAAUGUGUUCUAAUUCAAUAACUUUAAUUCAAAAGGCGUUUAAAGAAAAUAUUAUCACUGACCCUGAAUUGGUGACAAUUUUCAAUCAUGAUUUGGUGCCCAAAUGGGAAGAACUUAACAAUAUAAUAACUAAUAAUGGUAAUCAGAGUAGAACUGAGAAACGAAUCCUGAUGUAUGGUGGUACUGGUAGUGUUAGUGGUAGCACUGUUGAAUCUAAUGGAUUGAGAUCGUUUCAAACGGGGUCUAGAAGUUCUUCUUCAGGGGAAAGACCAAUUAGCAAUGGUAUUGGAAUUGAUUUCAAUCUUGCUGUUGAAUCCACUUCGGUACCUUUGAGUGUUCACAAGAGUGAUAGAAUUAAAGACGUGAUUAGUAGUGCUGGCACUGGUGCGCCCCUGGAAGGUAUUCCUCCUAGGAGCAAAAAUUUACGUCAUUCACUUAUUAGUGUUUUUGAAGAUAGUAGUAUGCGGGAAGAUGAAGAUGAAGCGACAACUUUAGUUAAAAGUCCAAGUUCUAAAGUUGUUAAAGAAGAAAAUCAAACUUGUGGUCAAAAUAAAGAUUUCAAUAAUCUGUUUGAAAAAUCUCAGAAAUUGAUUGAAAAUAAUCAGCAUCAGAGUGAACAAAACCGUAUUGAUUUUGCUGCAUAUAUUGAAAAAGUUAUUCAUUCACCAAUUAAGAUUGAAUCGAAAUUACCCAAAAUUCCUUUAGAAUAUAUUAAGCAAGGAUGUCAUAUAACUCAUAAACGACCUGAUUUUGCAAAUACAAGAAUCCCUAGAGUUAUUCUAAUGGAAUCACCUUAUAGUUCACCACAAUCAAAUGCUAAACGAUUAGAAAAAUUAAAUGCUGCCAAUGGAGUUGGUUCAUUUGUGUCUCCCUUACGAAAUAAAAAGAAUGAAUCCUAUAGUUUUAAUCGCUCACGAGCUAGUUCAAAUGCCACAGUAAUUGGUAGACCUAAUUCGUUGCUUCAUGAGAUGAAAGUACCCAAUCUAACUUUUUCUAAAAGGUUAACUUAUAAUUUGGAAAGUUUCCAUGAAAGUGGUGGUGUAGGUGGUGGUAUCGGUGGGUUUUCAUCUUUUGAAUCAAGAUUUGAUGAAGAAAAUUUGCUACAUUCUUUGAAAGAAACUAGUAUUUGGAAAUAA
This is a messenger RNA of Candida albicans SC5314, 2277 nucleotides long. It is a transcript of the gene KAR9, whose product is annotated as Kar9p. Lineage: Eukaryota; Fungi; Ascomycota; Pichiomycetes; Serinales; Debaryomycetaceae. Gene Ontology annotation, biological process: nuclear migration along microtubule; mitotic spindle orientation checkpoint signaling; establishment of spindle localization. Gene Ontology annotation, cellular component: spindle pole body; mating projection tip; cell cortex. The record is from RefSeq and is a predicted model, not a curated record. The coding region runs from base 1 to 2277 and encodes 758 amino acids. The transcript has a single exon.